AUUGCCGCUGCGGUCACCCGGGUGUAGUGCAUCAUCCUGAGCCCACCCGCCGUGGGUCUCUCCUAUGUUCUUGGGGGUGGGGGGCGGCUCCGGGAGCCCUGAGGGGCGAAGCGGCAGAGACGCCUCUCUUCAGAGAGGAGGUGAUGUCGCAGCCCCGGAUGGGGCCAGAGCGCGCGGGAGUGGAGCUUGGCGACUGCCAGGAGCGCCUGCCGGAGGAGAGCAGGAGGGAGCACUGGCAGUUGUUGGGUAAUUUGAAGACUACUGUGGAGGGUUUGGUGUCAGCCAACACCCCCAAUGUCUGGUCCAAGUAUGGUGGCCUGGAACGGCUUUGCAGGGACAUGCAGAACAUCCUCUAUCAUGGGCUCAUCCGUGACCAGGUCUGUUGCCGCCAGACUGAUUACUGGCAAUUUGUGAAAGACAUCCGCUGGCUUAGUCCCCACUCAGCCCUUCAUGUGGAGAAGUUCAUCAACUUGCAUGAGAAUGGCCAGAGCAGCACUGAUGGCGUGAGUGACCGUGUCACUGCAGAACUGUGGCUGCAGCAUAGCUUGCAGUUCCACUGUCUCUCAGCUCAGCUCCGACCUCUGCUUGGGGAUAGACAGUAUAUCAGAAAAUUCUACACAGAUACUGCUUUCCUGCUAAGUGAUGCCCACGUCACAGCCAUGCUCCAAUGCCUAGAAGCAGUGGAACAGAACAACCCCCGCCUCCUCGCCCAGAUUGAUGCAUCUAUGUUUUCCAGAAAACAUGAGAGCCCGUUGCUGGUGACAAAGAGCCAGAGCCUGACAGCGCUACCUGGUUCCACAUGCACCCCUCCAACCAGUUACGCUCAGCAUUCCUAUUUUGGGUCCUUCUCUAGCCUCUACCAAUCUGUACCUAACCACGGCCCAGAAAGAAGAUCUACUUCCUUUUCUCUCUCUGGCCUUCCCCGGAAACCUCAAGAAAGCAGAGGGCACGUUUCCGCAGAGGAUCAAACCAUCCAAGCCCCUCUGCUUCCAGUCUCUGCAUUAGCCAGGAUUUCCCCCUCAACUCCAAAUGAGAUGAGCUCCAGCACUCUGACCAGCCCUUUAGAAUCAUCCUGGGUCAGCAGCCAGAAUGAUUCCCCAAGUGAUGCCAGUGAGGGGCCCGAGUACUUGGCCAUUGGCAACUUGGACUCUCGAGGCCGGACCAGUAGUUGUCAGAGUAACAGCAGCAAUGCUGAGAGCAGCAGCUCCAAUUUGUUCUCCUCCAGCAGUUCCCAGAAGCCAGCUUCUGCUGCUUCUUCCCUAGUGGACCAAGAGGGAGGUGGGCAGAGCCAGCUGUCCAGUGUCCUUCGCAGGUCCAGCUUCUCAGAGGGGCAGGCACUCACUGUCACCAGUGAAACGAAGAAGAGCCAUACUCGCUCCCAUUCGGAUACCAACAUCACCUCCAGGGGAGCCCCAGGAGGCCCCAGGAAUAUCACCAUUAUAGUUGAAGAUCCCAUUGCAGAAUCCUGCAAUGAUAAGUCGAAGUUGAGAGGCCCCUUGCCCUACUCUGGCCAAAGCAGUGAAGUCAGCACACCCAGCUCUCUGUACAUGGAGUAUGAGGGUGGUCAGUACCUGUGCUCAGGUGAAGGCAUGUUCCGAAGACCAUCAGAAGGACAGUCCCUUAUCAGCUACCUGUCUGAGCAAGACUUUGGCAGCUGUGCUGACCUGGAAAAGGAGAAUGCCCACUUUAGUAUCUCAGAGUCCUUGAUUGCUGCCAUUGAACUGAUGAAGUGCAACAUGAUGAGCCAGUGCCUAGAAGAGGAGGAAGAGGAGGGGGAAGACAGCGAUAGAGAGAUCCAGGAACUGAAGCAGAAGAUCCGCAUUCGUCGCCAGCAGAUCCGCACCAAGAAUCUGCUCCCUGUGUACCAGGAGACUGAGCAUGGAAGCUUUCGGGUCACUUCAAGCAGCUCCCAGUUCAGUUCACGUGAUUCCACACAAUUCUCUGACUCUGGCUCUGCUGAUGAGGUUGAUGAAUUUGAAAUCCAAGAUGCUGACAUCAGAAGGAGCACAGCCUCCAACAACAAAUCUUUGAUUCCCUCCCAGACGUUCUCCCAUUGCUUCCUCCACUCCACGUCCGCUGAGGCGGUGGCCAUGGGGCUCCUGAAGCAGUUUGAGGGGAUGCAGCUCCCAGCUGCCUCGGAGCUAGAGUGGCUGGUUCCAGAGCAUGAUGCCCCUCAGAAGCUCCUGCCCUUCCCUGACUCGUUGCCCAUCUCACCAGAUGAUGGGCAGCACGCUGACAUCUACAAGCUGCGUAUUCGUGUUCGUGGCAACCUGGAGUGGGCCCCGCCCCGGCCUCAGAUAAUCUUUAAUGUUCAUCCAACCCCAACGAGGAAAAUUGCUGUGGCCAAGCAGAAUUACCGCUGUGCAGGGUGUGGCAUCCGGACUGACCCUGAUUAUAUCAAGAGGCUGAGGUACUGUGAGUACUUGGGCAAGUACUUCUGUCAGUGCUGCCAUGAGAAUGCCCAGAUGGUUAUCCCCAGCCGGAUUCUGCGCAAGUGGGACUUCAGCAAGUAUCAUGUCAGCAAUUUCUCCAAGGACCUGCUUGUUAAGAUCUGGAAUGACCCUCUCUUCAAUGUGCAGGACAUCAACAGCGCCCUCUAUAGGAAGGUCAAGCUGCUCAAUCAAGUUCGGCUGCUGCGGAUCCAGCUGUAUCACAUGAAGAACAUGUUCAAGACAUGCCGACUGGCCAAAGACCUCCUGGAUUCCUUUGACACAGUUCCAGGCCACCUGACAGAGGAUCUCCACCUGUACUCGCUGAAUGACCUGACUGCAACCAGGAAGGGGGAGUUGGGGCCCCGGCUUGCUGAGCUCACCAGGGCAGGGGCUGCCCAUGUGGAGCGAUGCAUGCUCUGCCAAGCCAAGGGCUUCAUCUGUGAGUUCUGUCAGAAUGAGGAUGACAUCAUCUUCCCUUUUGAGCUCCAUAAGUGCCGGACCUGUGAAGAAUGUAAAGCGUGCUACCAUAAAGCUUGUUUCAAGUCUGGAAGCUGUCCCCGGUGUGAGCGACUGCAGGCCCGGCGGGAGUUGCUGGCCAAGCAGAGCCUGGAGUCCUGCAUGUCAGACUACGAGGAGGAGCCCGCGGAAGCUUUGGCCUUCAAGGCUGCCGUUCUGGAGACCACCUGAAGAAAGCACGUUAGGCCCUUUUUCUAGGGACUAGGGUCACACAUAAUGCAGAACUGAGCCACCCUUUUAAGAACUUUCCCACUUGUUUUUUUAUUGUUAUCAUUAUUGUUUUUUUAUGAAUUGUCUAAUGUCCAUGUAUAGCCAACCUGUGUUGGGUUGGUGGGGUCCAGUCUGUUGUGACAGUUUGUGGGUAGCAGGUAUUUCCAUUGGAACUGACACAUGGUCCUUAAGUGAGGCUUCUAGUGCCUCUGUCAGGGGAAUGGACAGUGAGACACAGUUCUUCUGACAUCCACGGCCUUCUUCACUUGGACCGAAUCCAGUUUCGGCUGCAUCUCAAGUGUCAUUUCCAGUUUUAUUUUGUUCUAGUUCUGGAGCUUUUAAACCAGGUCUUUCUCAACCAACUCACUUCUCCUUUGCUGCUGAAACAGGAGAUGGAGCUUUCUCUCUCCCAAUCCUGAAACGGGCAGACUGUGCCCUGAGGAGAAGCAGCAGAGAAUGGGACUGCAUUGUGGGCAUUCUGUCCAGCUUACUUAGGUGUUUUUAGGCCAUAGAGACAGCAUUAUUACUAUCCUGGAAUCCGCAGAAACCUCAGAGAGGCAGCCAUGACUUCCUUGUGUGAAGUAUUCUGGGCAUAGGUGAUGUGACAACUGACUUUCUUUAUCUACCCUGGUGGGCUUGAAGCAAUGAAAAGAACUAAUAUUUAGGCCAGGCCCAUUUAUAGCCUCACACCAAGCGUAAAUGAGGCUGCAACUCCAUUGCUUAAGGAUAAUUUAUUCAGUCAGAGGAGUUGUUGGUCUCCUCUUAGGUGAUAAGGUCCCUAGCUCUGGUGCAGGUCCACUCCUUCCAGCUCAGGCAAGUCCCUGACGCCAUCCUAAACUGAGGACAGAAACCCCACCCACCAUUUUAUUUGUGGGCCGCUUGCCACUGUGUCCUCUGUAGGAUGGUCAUUGUGAUUCUGAGUAAAAGUAUGGCCCAACUCCAUUCUCUCUUUCCCCUUCCUGUAAGAGAGCCAGACCCUCCCUGAUGUCUGAUCUCUUGCCUUAGUUUUUUGUCAAAGUUAGGGAAAAGCUUCCUGCUGUUAGUGAUAGAGAACUUGACAGUUUGUGGAUGUUACUGUGUGUGUUCCUGUAUUUGUGGGAUAACAAGAGCCUUUAUGCCAAUUAUGCACUUAACUCUUUAUCCUGGUGAUGGUCAUGUUCAUUCAUCCUUUUCAUAUUACUAAUUUUAGCGUGCACACACACACACACCCCUUUUUUUAAUGUAUGUUUUGAUGGGACCCAUGUGGUGUUCUUAAGUUGCGAUAGCUCCUGACCUGUAUGUAAAACACUGGUUAGGGUUGCUGCUCCGAGGGCUGGCAGCUCUGUGAACUAAAACCCACAGCACUUUUGUUCUGGGACUGACUUCUUCCUGUGUACCUGUCUUUCCAUAGUUGCUUGCUGGUAGAAAAAAACUUGGCAUGUACGCUGAACAGAAAGUUGCACAUGGUUGGUGGAAGCUGAUAAGUGCCUGAGCUGGAGGCAGUCCGGAGUCUCAUAGGAAGUAGAAGGGGCAGUAAGGUAAUGGUCAGAUCUGAGGCUUUGCCAGGGCAAGAGGAAGCAAGGAGGAAUUGACCAGUGUGUUGGUCCCUCUGCCUUAAACUUGGGAUCUGAAGGCUGCAUCAGGCUGGAAGACUCUGAGGCUAUUCUCCCUUCGAUUCAUGGGGGAGGCUCUGAAAGCUAAGGCCUCCAGCCCAGCCCUGUUUUGAAGGACUGACUAGCAGCUCCCUUAUCCUCCAAGGAGUUUUGGGAAUGUUCCUAUAAAACUCAAGUCUCACUAAGCCUGAGGUUCCCAAUCAGGGGUUUGUAAAAAUGGUGAGCUCUACUUCCAGUUUUGGUUGAAACGACAAAUUCAGCUCCUUACUCCAAGUCAAUACACUGGAGGAGAAACACCUCACAUCUUUGUCCUGCCUGUUUCAUAUGAACAUAGGAUCAAAGGAUGGAAAAUGCUGACACAGUCUCCGAAGCUGAGCUCAACAAUCUUCCAUGCUCCUGGUUUUUCCCUUCACCUCACCCACCCCAUCCCUUUAGGUUGCAUAUUUGUUUUAGUGACCCUGACACUGUCCAAAUACCCACUUAUUUAUUUAUUUGAGAGUAAGGGAGAGAGGAAUGAGGGUGGGAUACUUUGAAAGCACUUUGCAACUUAUCAGUAUCUGAAAAUCCCUGCUGUUGUGGGGAGAAGGUUUGAAGGCACUGAAGAGAGUUCCUUCUAAAUGAAAUGGGAGGGAAGAAGUUUCUUUUCUAUAAAUAAAGGGGAAAAAUUGCUUACAAGGUGGAGACAAGAUUCAAGACAUAGCAGAAGAGUGGAAGGCAAAUAUUUUCCACUUAAAUGAGGCUGUAAUUGACUUUCUCUGCUAAGGCUUUAGAGCUUUUUGUUUAACAUUAAAGGCGCAAGAGUCUAAAUCCAGAUGUUCUGUGUGUGUACAAUUCAUGUUCUGAACUGGAUUCCUACUUGAUGUAAUUCAUACACGCCUAAUAGCUCAUUGUCCUCUUUAAUAA
This is a messenger RNA of Molossus molossus (Pallas's mastiff bat), 5653 nucleotides long. RefSeq names its product rubicon autophagy regulator (gene RUBCN). Gene Ontology annotation, biological process: negative regulation of endocytosis; negative regulation of autophagosome maturation. Lineage: Eukaryota; Metazoa; Chordata; Mammalia; Chiroptera; Molossidae. The transcript has 21 exons. Gene Ontology annotation, cellular component: early endosome; late endosome. The record is from RefSeq and is a predicted model, not a curated record. Gene Ontology annotation, molecular function: phosphatidylinositol phosphate binding. The coding region runs from base 144 to 3119 and encodes 991 amino acids.